Molecule: messenger RNA, 3501 nt
Organism: Poecile atricapillus (Black-capped chickadee)
Lineage: Eukaryota; Metazoa; Chordata; Aves; Passeriformes; Paridae
Product: WD repeat-containing protein 91
Exons: 15
Coding region: 60-2315 (751 amino acids)
Biological process (GO): early endosome to late endosome transport
Cellular component (GO): early endosome membrane; extrinsic component of endosome membrane; late endosome membrane
Molecular function (GO): phosphatidylinositol 3-kinase regulator activity; protein binding
Source: RefSeq, a predicted model, not a curated record
GCCGGGCCGUCCCCUCCCCGCCCGUGGGCGGGCGGAGCCGGCGGCGCCGCGGGGCACCCAUGGCGGCGGCAGCGGAGCGCACGGACGAGCUGGUGCGGGAGUACCUGCUCUUCCGCGGCUUCACCGCCGCCCUGAAGCAGCUGGACGCCGAAAUCAAGGCGGACCGGGAGAAGGGUUUCCGGGUGGAUAAGAUAGUGGACCAGCUGCAGCAGUUUGUUCAGAGCUACGAUCUGGCUGCCCUGCGGGAUUACUGGAGUUAUCUGGACCGACGCCUUUUCAGCCGUUUGGAAGACGUGUAUCGGCCAACAGUGAACAAGCUCAAAACCAGCUUAUUCCGCUACUACCUUGUCCAUGCUAUUCAGAAUGGCCGCAAUGACAAGGCGCAAGAGUUUUUCCUCAAGCAGGCCUCCGAGCUCCAGAACCAGGCAGAGUGGAAGGAUUGGUUUGUCCUGCCCUUCCUCCCUGCUCCAGACUCCAACCCCACCUUUGCUACCUAUUUCUCACGCCAGUGGGCAGAUACAUUCAUUGUGUCUCUGCACAACUUCCUGAGCGUCUUAUUUCAGUGCAUGCCAGUUCCAGUCAUACUGAACUUUGAAGCUGAAUGUCUCAGGAGCAGUCUCAUACAAGAGGAAAAUGAAUCGUUGCGGCAUAAGCUGUUUGCUCUGCAGGCUGAGUCCUCCCGCGUGAAGAAAGAGGAACUGGAGGUGGAACAAACAGUUAUGCAUCACAAGUUGCCUGCAUAUGUGGCCAACAUGGAUCGACUAGGGGACUCUGAACUUGAUAUGACCUGCAAUCAGAGGAGUACAGCACAUUCUCUUCAGUCCCGGGGAGGCUUUCUGUCCUCUUUUCUCUCCCAAAGUAAAAAGGGCCCUUCCAGACCAACCCAUUCAAGUGGGGCUUCUUCAGUGCAGACUGGCAGUAUGCUGCUAGGGAAGAAAGAGCCCACAAAUCACCAGAGUGCCAAAGGAAAAGAAGGAACAGUGAGCUGUAAGGACGGGAAGAGCCACUUCAGUGGUUUGGGGGCGGGCGAGUCCAGUUCCCUGCAGCAGCGGCAGAAGCGCUUGCAAGAGCAUGGGAAAGAAAGGAAGGAACUGUUGUCAAAAGGGACCUUCCAGGGCCAAAGUGCUGAGAAGAAAACAGAUACUAACAUAGCUGAGGCAGAACCAUGCUCAGAGCUGCAUGCUGAGCAAACAGAGACUUCAACCAAAAUGCCUGGCAGCAGUGCAGAGGCUGUGGGGGUUCGGCAGGAGCAGCCUUUCAUCGUCCUGAGCCAGGAGGAGUAUGGGGAGCACCAUUCAUCCAUCAUGUACUGCAGGGUUGAUUGUUCUGGACGGAGGGUGGCCAGCUUGGAUGUGGAUGGGGUCAUCAAAGUCUGGUCUUUUAACCCCAUAAUGCAAACAAAAGCUUCAUCCAUUUCCAAAUCUCCAUUGCUGUCCCUGGAAUGGGCCACCAAGCGCGAUCGGCUGCUAUUGCUUGGCAGUGGGGUUGGGACGGUUCGUCUUUAUGACACAGAAGCAAAGAAGAAUCUCUGCGAAAUCAGCAUUGAUGAAGACAUGCCCAGGAUCCUCUCGCUUGCCUGCAGCCCAAGUGGCGCCUCCUUUGUCUGCUCUGCAGCAGCCCAGAGCCUCGUCUCCCACAUUGACUUCUCAGCAAUCAACUCUGGGGGCAAAAGCAUGAACCAAGUUCCUGGGAAGCUGCUACUGUGGGACACUAAGACAAUGAAGCAGCAGCUGCAGUUCUCCCUGGAGCCUGAGCCCAUUGCUAUUAACUGCACAGCCUUCAAUCACAAUGGCAACCUUCUGGUCACUGGGGCUGCAGAUGGGAUUGUUCGUCUCUUUGAUAUGCAGCAGCAUGAGUGCGCCAUGAGCUGGAAGGCACAUGAUGGGGAAGUCUACUCCGUCGAGUUCAGCUAUGAUGAGAACACAGUCUACAGCAUAGGCGAGGAUGGCAAGUUUAUUCAGUGGAAUAUCCAUAAAAGCGGAUUGAAGGUGUCUGAGUAUGACCUUCCCAGGGAAGCUACAGGUCCUUUUAUUCUGUCUGGGUACAGUGGCUACAAGCAAGUCCAGUUCCCACGAGGACGGCUUUUUGCUUUUGACUCUGAGGGCAAUUACAUGUUGACGUGUUCUUCUACUGGGGGAGUAAUUUUUAAGUUAAAUGGUGAGGAAAAGGUUCUGGAGAGCUGCCUUUCCCUGGGAGGACACCGAGCUCCUGUUGUCACAGUGGAUUGGAGCACUGCCAUGGACUGCGGGACCUGCCUCACUGCUUCUAUGGAUGGGAAAAUUAAAUUAACAACCUUACUGGCUCAAAAGUCUUAACCUGGACACUACUGAAGGGGGAAAGCGCAAUAGACUUGACAAAACCAGUGUUAACUCACAGGAACAAACUGCAUGGGAGAGAAGGCAAAGCAAAGUCCCUCUUCUCAUUGUAGCUUUUGCCUCUUGAUAAAUAUGUUUGCCAAACCACUGUGCAACAGAAUGCCAGUAUGGAACUGGAUCAGUGGCAGCACUGAAAAAUAAGUCUCCACUAAUCCAUUGUGGCAGCUGGACUUCCCUCUGUUAGGGAGUCUUGAGUAGCACGUGGCUAAAAGGCUGUGGUCACGUCACGGUUCUGCAGAAGAAGGUGAGGCUGGAGGAAGCAAGCAUGAGGCAGCACAGUGCAUGAUGAUGACUCAAACUGGAAAGGCUGAUAAGAAACCAGAGUGCUCUUUGGGUAUAACAUUUGUUGUUAUGAUUUUGUUAGUUUGUUUUUAUUUGUUUUUUCCAUAAAAAGAAAAUAUUCCCUUGCAUUUGAACUCUAUGCUUUGUUAAGCAGUUGCUGCAAAACAUGGACGGUGGUGAGUGCAGUGAUAUGCCAAAUCUCCUGCAUGCAAAAAAGCCCUUAUGUUUUCACCAGGUGCUUCCAGCACUAGACAUACACACCAGGGUGAACCAGACAUCCAGGAACAAAAACAACUGCAUUUACUUUGAUGUAUUGUGUUACCUUGCCAUAGGUAUCUGCUAGCAGCCAGAGCAGAAAUCCUGAAUCAGUCUUUGAAAUACUUGUGCUGGAGUUCAGAAGCUACAUAACGUCUAGCAGCUACCUGAUGGUGGAUAGGGGGAGGGAGGCCAAGACCAGUCUGGCCCUGUCUAGGGCUCUCUUGUCACUGGAGCUGUUUCUCCCCCUAAGGCCCCAAUCACCAGGGCAAGUGCUGUGCUCAGGUAUUGCAUAAUCUUUGAAUGGACUCAGCAGAUACAUUUCAUCUGCUUAUACAUUGCCAUGGAGCUUUCUGCUGCUUAUGUCCUUGGCCUGUUUUGGGAGCUUAUGGUACUGUUGUUCCUUGGCAGAGCACACACUGCUGGAAAAUGAACAGCCAUUCAUGAGCCAUAUGGAUAGCCAUCCUCAUGGACAGCUGUUCAAGGGCAACACUGCUGGAUGCUGAAAUCCUCACUACAGGCUUAUUCAUGCUACAGGUAUCUGUUGUCCAUGGAGCAACUUGCUCCUGCUGACUACACUCACGUAACC